UGCACAUAAAUACAUGCACACCUCGUCAAGUCGUCACUCAUCGUUGCCAAUCCAAUAUUCUGAACAACGCCAAUAUUUUAAAUCCAAAAUACGCAGUUAGAUAGUAAAAAAUAACUUUGUACGUUGUCACUGCAUUCAAAUUUGCAGAAAAUUGGCAAACAUAAUGGAAAACUUCUUCCGUUUAAUGUUGUGGCAUACUUAUUAUAACAUACAUUCAUAAAAUAUGGAAAGUGAGGUAAUCGUAAGAAAUGAAGAAGUAGAGUGAUGACGGAAAAUUUGUCGUUGUGCCCGACCGUGUAAGCAUGGUUAUUAAAAAAAUACCACCACAACGCCAGUUCCUGGUCAUCUGUAGCAACUUCAUGGUCUGAUUUGUCGAUAUUUUUAUUUUGUAAAAUUCUCAGGGCAAUAUAAACCACAUUUGUGAUUAUUUUCACAAAAAAGGAGGCGAAAAAACUUACCGGUCCCGCAAAGCCAGGUGAAUUUGAAACGCAAAUUUUUUUUUUACAUAUCUCGUGCUGAACAAUGAGAUUCGUCCACUUUUUUCGAGGAUGCAUCAGGAAUUUGUUCAUUUCCCUUACCUCGCCUCCAAGUUGUUGGCGGACCACUAACUGUAUAAUUAACAAGAAAAUUCAUCGUUCUUGGAAACAAUGUUUUUUUAUUCUCAUAUUCGCCACUAUUUUCACCUAUGGUUUCCUUUACAUCUUCGCCCUUGCUUUCACCGCCUCCUGGACAAUGGCGUUGCCCUUCUCGUCAUCAUCCAUCGCUUAUCUGAACAGCAAAGCAAGACAAGAGGUGUCGAAUCUUGUAGAGCAGACGCCAUAUCUCUGGAGACAGGUCAACUACACGGUAAAGGAGAGAAUUCAGGCACAACAAGACUGGGUGGUUGGGUUGUCUAAGAUAGCGGAUAUUCAGCCCAAGAAAAUUGUGAUUGAGAUGCCAUCCGGCUACUUUUAUUUCACUGGAGGUGGUCUUCGUUGUCCGUACGCUCCCAAAUUCGAGUCUCGCUGCUCCGUGGAGGAGAUGACCUCAACCCGCUGGUGGUUCGGCCUUGGACCUUGGCGCUACUUUUUUGGGCUGGAGGCGGAUGCCGUGGUCACGAUUCAUAACGAAGAUUUUCGCCCCACGUUCAAGGUUCCGACGGGGAUGCGACAAGUGUUUUACAUUUUAGAGCCGCCCCAAAAGUGGGGCCCGGGGAGGGCACCGUUAGGCUAUAACGACGCCUUAUUAGCGAGCUAUUGGCGGGGCUCGGACAUUCCCAUUCCGUACAGGCAAUGGAUUCCGGGAAAAGACUCACGACAAGAACAGCGUCCUAUAAAUAAACGUCGCCUGGUUGCCGCCAUGAUAUCCAAUUGCUGGUCGAAAGGUCGUCUCAAGUAUAUAAAAUACCUCCAGCAGUUCAUCCCUGUCGAUGUGUACGGCUCGUGUGGCUCCUUCUCUUGCGCCAAGUCCAACUACUCUGGAUGUCUCGCAGCGAUCGGACAGCAGUACAAGUUCUUCUUGUCCUUUGAGAAUAAUAAGUGUGAGGAUUACAUCACGGAGAAAUUUUUUGAAAAUGCACUCAAUUACGAUAUGGUGCCAGUCGUCUUUGGUGCGAGACCCAGCGAUUACGCAGAGGCAGGCCCACCUUCCUCCUUUAUCGCAGUGGACAACUACCGUAGUCCUCGUGACCUCGCUGAUUAUCUCCUCCACUUGGAUAAGAACGACGACAAGUAUGCAGAAUAUUUCGCCUGGCGUAAGGAAAACGGAGAGAUAUCGACUGGAGCCCACGCCGACUUUUUCUGUCGUCUCUGUGGACUCCUUCACUAUGCAGAUUACAUUCCUCCUCCCUCGUGGGGUGGUGCUAGCGUCACCUGGGCCUCGGUGAACAAAUGUCUUGGAAAAGAUUCCGUAGAGCCGUGGCCUACUGAAUAGACAAUCAUCUUUGGUAGGCAACAGUUCGUUGCCACCGUAAAAGAAAGUAGAAAUUCACAGAAAAAGGCCACAGACAAAUAUCAGUAAAAGUCCCUAUAAUGUUACUAAUUGCCCUAGUAGCUCAGAGGUCAGAGCACUUGACAUGAAUUCAAGGGAGCCGUGGUUCGAUUCCCGGCUGGGUAACAAUUUUUGGCAUUAUUCGGGAUUUACGUAUUUGAUUUCUAAAGAAAAUCAUAUAUUUUUUAUAUUGCUAUUUUAGUUACAUAAACGUUUAUUGGAAAAAAUAAUAUUUAAUAAAUUGAUUUAUACAGUUACGUGAUUUAAAUUAAAGUACUAUUUUGUUCAUCUGGCUACGGACAAGAUAUGUACAUUUAUACAUCAGGAAGCUGGUUAAUUUAAUAUUAUGUUAGUUUGUUUCUCCGUUGUUUAUAAAAAAUAAGAAGGAGUAUUCAAAUAUUUGUAUAACCAAAUUAUGAUGACCAAUAAGACCUGAAGACAAUUUUGA
This is a messenger RNA of Folsomia candida, 2416 nucleotides long. Its product is annotated as glycoprotein 3-alpha-L-fucosyltransferase A. NCBI's taxonomy places the organism in Eukaryota, Metazoa, Arthropoda, Collembola, Entomobryomorpha, Isotomidae. Gene Ontology annotation, molecular function: alpha-(1->3)-fucosyltransferase activity. Bases 523 to 1911 code for a protein of 462 amino acids. The transcript is spliced from 5 exons. The record is from RefSeq and is a predicted model, not a curated record. Gene Ontology annotation, cellular component: membrane.